Messenger RNA from Recurvomyces mirabilis, 579 nucleotides. RefSeq lists its product as uncharacterized. Bases 1 to 579 code for a protein of 192 amino acids. Gene Ontology annotation, cellular component: actin cytoskeleton; cytoplasm; Arp2/3 protein complex. Gene Ontology annotation, molecular function: actin filament binding. The record is from RefSeq and is a predicted model, not a curated record. Gene Ontology annotation, biological process: Arp2/3 complex-mediated actin nucleation; regulation of actin filament polymerization. NCBI's taxonomy places the organism in Eukaryota, Fungi, Ascomycota, Dothideomycetes, Mycosphaerellales, Teratosphaeriaceae. The transcript is spliced from 3 exons.
AUGGCCAACAUAAACUGGAGAACAAUCAACAUCGACGCUCUUGACCCCGAAUCAUCCUACAACUUCGACCUCAGCACAUUGACACCUGCUGUCCUGCCAGUUUCCACACAAGACGUACAGACAUUAUCAGGACAAAUACGGCAACUGUUACGAGGAGGAAAUGCAGAAGGAGCAUUGCAAGGAGCGCUAGAAAAUGCGCCAUAUGGUGCGGAUGAGCAGGGAAAGGCAGCACACUUCUCAGCAGUAACAGAAUGCCUGAACCAAAUACGGCAAGCAGAAAUGACACCACUCCUACAACGACUCUACAAAACAGAAGCCGGCUCUGAGCUUUGCGAUACCCUCAUGAAGUACCUCUACAAGGGCAUGUCACAAGGCGCGAAUACGCCUUCGAACCAUGCGAGUGCAAAGAAUGUCACACCGCAAGCUACGGGCUUCUCGCAAGCAGGCGGGAGGAGUUUUGGUGGUGGGGAGGGCGGUGGGCAGGCGAUGAGUGUGUUUUUGAGUUGGCAUGAGAAGCUUGUAGAGAUGGUCGGGCCAGGCAGUAUCGUGCGGGUCAUGUCCGACCGAAGGACGGUAUGA